Molecule: messenger RNA, 1479 nt
Organism: Varanus komodoensis (Komodo dragon)
Lineage: Eukaryota; Metazoa; Chordata; Lepidosauria; Squamata; Varanidae
Gene: SPINDOC
Product: spindlin interactor and repressor of chromatin binding
Biological process (GO): negative regulation of DNA-templated transcription
Source: RefSeq, a predicted model, not a curated record
GCUCUGGCUCCCUGGGAGCCGGGGGCUCUAUGGUGCGUGGAGGGGGCUCCAGCCGCAGAGCGAGGCGGCUUCGUGGCCAGGUGGGAGGCCUCGGGCGGCAAGACUCCCAUCUCGAAUGAACUUGUUUUGUCUGGCUCCUGGUGAUCCUGGCUUUGGUGUGUCCCUGCUGCCUCUCGGAAGUUGCCCAUGGCUUUGAAGGCAGAAUCGCCCCUGGUGGACUACAUCGAAGUCUCUUCCUCCGUUCUGCGCUUCAAGGAGAAAGAGGAAGCUGCUGCAGAUCCCCCGUUGCCCAGCCGUACCCUGGUCAAGCAGGAUGGGGGCCCUACAGACGCCGUGAGCAGAGGGGAGCCUCCGGUCGCCAGAGUUGGCCCAGAAGAGCCGGGCGGCUCCUGGAGGCAGGAGUACCUGAUCGCCGAGCGCGCCGGCCGCCGCCAGCCCGUGUGCAUGGUGUGCGGAGGCCUCCUGAGCGCCUCGGGCCCCGCGGCCGCCCGCAGGCACAUCCAGCGGCAUCACGCCCACUCGCUGGGCUUCAGCCCGGAGGAGAAGCGCAACAUCCUGGAGGCCUGGAGCGAAGGGGCGGUGCUUCCCGCCGCCGAGCCGCCGCCCCGUCCCGCAGGCAGCCCCCGGGAGAGCAAGCGGCCUGCCGAGAUCGAAGUGCUCCUCGACUCGGAGGAGCAGCCGGCGAGUCGGAAGCGCGGGCAGCCGAAAGCACGCUGCGAGGUGGCCCGCCUAGACCCCGAGCGGCGAUCACAAAGUCAGCAGAGGAGAAACGGUUCAGGCAGUGCCAAAGAUGGGAGGAGCCACCAGCCCAUCCAGGCUGCAGGGAAAGAAUGGCUCUCCGAGUGCGGAGUCCCCGGCUCAGCGCCAGCUGAGAUCCGGAUCUUCACCGAUGGUACCUUCCCGGCUGGCUUUGCCUUAAAACUAUAUUGCCGGACUCAGCCAGAACCAGCCCAAGACACUGAAGCAAAACCAAAUGCGAGGCAGAGGACAGUGGAUCGCAAGUGCUCCGUCUCCUUGCUGCGGCUCCACCCCCCCGACGCCCCCCACCAUCCCGCCCCCUGCCCCCUCGGCCGCCCGGCCGGCGCCCGCGCCACGGACUGCGACGGCCGGCCGGGCCAGCAGGGCGCUGCGGUGGGCAAGCAGGAGGCCGCGCUCCUGGCCACGGGCUUCAACCCCGCCUGGCGCGCCCGCUUCCUCAUGGACUUCGACGCCGCCGCCGGCCGGCUGGUGUGCAUGGUGUGCGAGUACCCGCUGCGCCGCGCGUGCCUGGCCAGCAUCAAGCGGCACAUCCUGCAGUGCCACGCCGAGACGCUGCACCUGCCCCGCGAGGUCCGCCGCACCAUCCGCGAGGUCUGGGAGAGCCGCGGCCAGCCCCCCGCGCAAGCCCCCCGGAAGUGAGGGGGCCGGCCGGCCUGCCUGCGUCCACGCCGCCGCCGGCCCCAGCCGGGCGGCCUCGGGACACCUGACCACCGCUCCCAC